AUGUGUCGCACAUUUAUGUCUUCUUUUCAGUAUCUCACGCAGAUUCGUAGUUCUGGCGAUGAACGAGUAGCUGACGAUAUACACCGAAUGGCGGACUUUGUCAUGGAAAUAAGGAAAGUCAGUAUCAUUAUUGGUAUUAUAGCUAUUGUUGUAGGUUUCAUGUAUCUUGUCGUGAAGGUAGCAAAAAGGAAUUUACAGUACAAAAAUGAACACAGACAGUUUGAAACCAUGAGAGAGAAGGUGAAGGAAAACCGUAACGCUAUGAUGGCACCAUGUGUACAGUGCAGACCGGAGCUAUGGUAUACACAAAGGAGUAAGCGAUGUAUGGACAUGGAGGGAGAUGUUUGUGCGGUCAAAGGAUGGGCUAAUAAAGGGACACUUUCCGAAUUUUCACUGAAACGCGAGCCAUAUGAGGAAGUACAUGAAGGGUAA
This is a messenger RNA of Enterobius vermicularis (human pinworm), 432 nucleotides long. The record is from the annotation of a GenBank genome assembly. Lineage: Eukaryota; Metazoa; Nematoda; Chromadorea; Rhabditida; Oxyuridae.